AGGUUGAAAAGGUGGGUUUCGCGCUGCAUCCUGGGUACAUAGCUCCACUGUGUGAUGGUAGUGAGCCUGUUGUGUUGACUGGAAACCAGCGGAAAGUAAAACAGGGGGAGGGUCUGUCGCUCUCGCGGCGAGUUACAAUGCGUCUUUCACCGUGUUGAGCCGCCUCGCACAACCAUGAGCCAACUUCACCGGCCGCCUCGACACGGAACGAGCCGCUCUUGAGCUCCGAAAACGAGUUUUAUUGUUGUGGGUUUUUAUUUUUUUGGCGGCGGGGGGGAGCGGGAGGAAAGAAAAUGAAGCAGCCGAGCGCCCUGCUCUGUGUCGUGGGCUUGACUGGGAAAUGGUAGCGCGCUGUGGGAACCGCACUGGGCAGGAUCAUGGUCGAGAGGAGCAGCAAAUUCUUGUUGAUCGUCGUCGGAUCCGUCUGCUUUAUGCUGAUUCUCUAUCAGUACGUGGCCCCGGGGGUGAUCAGCUUCGGCUCMCCGCACGGUUAUUUCGCGGAAGAGGACGAAGGGGACAUCUUCCCCACUCCGGACCCCCACUACGUUAAGAAAUACUACUUCCCCGUCAGGGACCUGGAGAGGACGAUCGAUUUCCAGAUCAAGGGGGAGGACGUGAUCGUGUUUUUGCACAUCCAGAAGACCGGGGGGACUACCUUCGGUCGGCACCUGGUCCAGAAUGUCCGUCUGGAGGUUCCGUGCGACUGCAGACCGGGCCAGAAGAAGUGUACCUGCUACCGGCCGAACCGCAAGGAGACCUGGCUCUUCUCCCGGUUCUCCACCGGCUGGAGCUGCGGCUUGCACGCCGACUGGACCGAGCUGACCAACUGUGUGCCGGGGGUCCUCAACAAGAAGGAGAACAAGCAGAAAACUCUGAG
This is a messenger RNA of Austrofundulus limnaeus, 877 nucleotides long. RefSeq names its product heparan sulfate 6-O-sulfotransferase 1a (gene hs6st1a). The record is from RefSeq and is a predicted model, not a curated record. Lineage: Eukaryota; Metazoa; Chordata; Actinopteri; Cyprinodontiformes; Rivulidae. Gene Ontology annotation, cellular component: membrane. Gene Ontology annotation, molecular function: heparan sulfate 6-sulfotransferase activity.